Molecule: messenger RNA, 1773 nt
Organism: Aspergillus calidoustus
Lineage: Eukaryota; Fungi; Ascomycota; Eurotiomycetes; Eurotiales; Aspergillaceae
Source: the annotation of a GenBank genome assembly
AUGGAGAGCCUUCCGAGAGGCCUAGUAUCUACCUCUGGCAGAGUGACUUCUGAACUUGGCGGGAUUGAUGCCGUCGAUGUUGGCGAUAUCGUACAACUAUGGAAAGCUUAUAGCACAAAACCUUCAGUCCAUGAAGGCGACAAAGGCUUCCGACUUCAGAACUUCUUCUGGCGAAUCUGGAGCAGCAAGCGCCUCAGCGGCUCACUUACUGGAUCGACACUAGCCCGCCUAUUCCUCCAUGUAUCGGAACCUAGUUCGCUGAUGCCAGCAGUAAAGGAAUCCGAUCAUCCGUCGUCCGGUUUGAAACAUGGGAAAGAUCACCCGAGCACUACCACCACCAGUACUACUAUUACUACUCCCGCCACCGGAAAGGCUACAGUCAGCGCCAGUGCCAGCACCAGCAAAUCACCUCUUCAUCCCAUCCUCAAGAAAUCAAACAGCUCCUCCCAUGGAGAAACGCAAAAGACUACCCGACUCUUGCUCACGGGGCUGGGUGGCCAGAGCGUUACGCGCAAGCCCUCUAACCCGCUAACACCCAUUCCUCCUUCUCGUCCGAUUAUGUUUGGUGAGCAAGUCAACCGCCAGGGCCAGAAAAAGGCUUUUGUUGUUCCGAGCAAGGCGAAGGGUGCGAAGCGACGACCUGUUCUCAUGCGCCGCAAGUCAUCGCAGCAGACUUCGGCAUGUUCUACGCGCGCGCAUUCCCCUGACUCAGAUCCUCCAUCGCCCGUCAGCACGAUUGCAGAACCCCCGUUUGAACCUCCAGUUCAGGAGGCUGAAAGGAGUGUUGGAUCAUCAGCUGAAGUCGCAUCUCAAAGCAACAAGAUCACCCAGCCCACACAACCUAUGCAACUUCCACCACAUCCACUUGAUAAUGAAGAAGUAAUAGUUGAUGAUACACCACCUGAAGAAAGAACCUCCACAAACACAACCGAAUACGAAGACCUAAUCGCAGACCCCAACCACAAACGCCCCUUCUACCUCUUCCCUGACGAACAAAAGGAAAUCCCACCCGCCUUCCUCGCCAAACUAAAAGACCUCCUACACAAAGAAACCCCACUCGGCCGCCUCCCCUUCCGCGGCGAACGCCCACUCGUCGGCUUCUUUUCUACAACGGCCUGCCGCUCCUUCGACGUUCGCCACCUCUCCGAGGAGAACUACGAGCCCCCGAGCAGUUACACUCUUGUUGAGAAGGACUUUCGCACGCGGUUUGCGGAGCAGAAGAGGAUUGCGGAGGAAUAUUGGCAGAUGCAGAUGUCGAAGUCGCUGGGGGAGGGUCGUUCAGGGACUGGGGCGGCUGCGUUCGAUGGGGCGGAGCCUCGCGGCACUUCGACUCCUACAACUGAUGGCGAUAACGGCGCCGGGGGAACUGGUGGUGCAUUUUCCGGUCUCGACCCCGCUUUACCUACAUCUACAACACUGGGAACAGGCACAGCAGAAACCAUCUCGCCCUCGCGGUUCGGCGAUUCGCAGUCGCAGGGAAUCCCAACCGUGGCAAGUAGCAUGGGGACCUCUCUCCUCGUUGGGAACAGCCAUAGCCAUAGUCCGGGGAUGGAUACGGACUCGUUUUCGCUAGUUGAGGGGCCUACGACGACUGCCAUGUCAUAUCAGACGCCUCUCGCUCUAUCGCUGCCGCAGGGUCCUAGCCAGAUUAGUCUGAUGGUUCAGGAGAGUCGACGGCAGAGGCUUUCAAGUAGUGAGAUUGAGGAUGGGCUUAAGGGGGAGAGCGAGGGAGAGGGGGACGAGAAUGAAAAUGGAAAUGAGGAAACUAGAUGA